Molecule: messenger RNA, 396 nt
Organism: Trichomonas vaginalis G3
Lineage: Eukaryota; Parabasalia; Trichomonadida; Trichomonadidae
Exons: 1
Coding region: 1-396 (131 amino acids)
Source: RefSeq, a predicted model, not a curated record
AUGUCUGAGGAUUCGAAGCGAAUUGCUGCCUUAACUCAGUAUAUUAAAGAAGAAAAGAAACUUAAUGACGAUGCUGCUCAGUUAUUAGCAAAACUUGCAUAUGGCUUCGCUCAACAUAACGCAGCAAUUUUAAAUCAAGAGUUAAAAUCAGGAGAUGUUCAAACAAAUCAAUUUAGAAAGAUUCUAGAAGAGGAUGGAUUUGAAGAAAUUUCCGAAAAAAUUGGCGAUAGACUUUCAGAAAUUUUGAUCCAAAAGAAGGCUGAAACCUUUGAACGCCUCAAGGAAUGCUCCUUUGUUUCUAAGAACUUCCACUUCGAAUUUGCUAGACAAUUACUUCAGUCCAGACAUAAAGAAUCUGUACAAACUAUUGCCGAAUAUUCAGACGAUGAAGCAUAA